AUGAACCUUUUCUGCAUUGAAACUCAACAACAUCUGCCUAAGCUGAAGAACGAAAACUCAAAAUCGCCACAUACGAUCGAAAAGAAAUUGAACCCAACUCUUCUCAUCACGCCCGAUCUCUGGUUUUCAGAUGAAUCAAACAGUCUGCUGAAAGAUGACAAAAAAAUCGACAAAAUUCCGAAACCAGCCGAUACUACUCAACCGGAACGACACAUCUCCUCGACGACGAGGCCCAGCAGUGCGAAUGAGGAGGCCAUCAAGUCACCAUUCGUUCAAAGUUCGUCGAAAGAUCAUACACUGCCGAUGCAGAAAUUUAGAAGUGAGAAAGUGAACUGCCUCAACUCAAAUAAGAAACGACAGAGAACGUUUAGUAACGAGUCUGAAUCCAGUAACGAACAAUCAGACAAUCGAGACAGCUCGUCUGUAGAACACUCCAUUGCUAUGAAGAAACCAGCAAUUAGCAAGAGAAAAGAAUUCGCUAACUGUAAGAACGUAACAUCGAAACCAAAACGAGAUUACAAGACCACGUCAACUUUUGAUCCGCCAUUGCAAUUCCCGGUUCCAAAUCCUUUUGAUGUGUUGGCACGAGAGAACUUCGGUGCCCACAACGUUCCAAAAUUUCCACUUUUCCUUCAAACUCCAUUUUUCAAUGCCCCCCCACAAAUUCCCAACUGGACAAAAAGCUACAACCCGACAAUUGCACAACCGAAUUUUAAUAUUAACGAUCCGACAACAAUUCAGUUUUUGAAGUAUUUACCCUCACAGUUUCCAUUUCAACCGCACGUGGCUCCAUUGCCUCAAAUCCACAACACUCUGACGCCACCUAGUACAAACAUGGUACCCUACCCCUUCAUUAUACCGGUACCUAUACCAAUACCAAUACCGUUUCCAAUACCUGAGAAGUAUCUGAAGAAAAAUAAUGAAAAAGAACCGAGUCGCAUACCAACGCAACCUCUGGGUCAAACAUUUAAAAAUGAUGAAACAAACGAAACCGACUGCCCAAUAAGCCACAAUACCGACUCGAUUGUUGAUCCAUCCCAAGAGCAGAAUGCCAACAAUCAAGCUCUAGACUUCUCGAUGCAUAGAAGCACAGCUUCUACGCUAUCGAACAGUCACAAAUCUUCUCCAUCUACCUCAUUUUCAUCCUUCAACGCCGAACCAACGAACGUAUUGAUAAAGAUUGAACCAACAGAUACGGAACACGAACAAACCGACCAUCCUAUCUCGAAUCCGAUCAUUUCUCUCAACAACUUGUUGAUCUCCCGCCCCGCUUACGCCGCUCGCCGAAGCCUCAUCCUAGAUGCACCUCAACCGCCACAAAGUUCUUCUAUCUUGACCACCAACUACGCUAAUGCCAAAAGAUCGCCGCACAGUCACAACUCGAGGAAGAGGUGCCAUACAGUUCAGAUUAAGGCCAAAUAA
Molecule: messenger RNA, 1422 nt
Organism: Helobdella robusta
Lineage: Eukaryota; Metazoa; Annelida; Clitellata; Rhynchobdellida; Glossiphoniidae
Exons: 2
Coding region: 1-1422 (473 amino acids)
Biological process (GO): animal organ development
Cellular component (GO): nucleus
Source: RefSeq, a predicted model, not a curated record